Molecule: messenger RNA, 254 nt
Organism: Racocetra persica
Lineage: Eukaryota; Fungi; Glomeromycota; Glomeromycetes; Diversisporales; Gigasporaceae
Source: the annotation of a GenBank genome assembly
UAUAUGUUUUAGCAUACUCUAUGAAUCUCUCCCAUAAUCUCGAAACAGGAUCACCAACCUUAAUUCUUUUUGUUAAAUAUUCCUAUAACGAUUUCGAGAUAAAUGUGAAAAAUAGAAUCGAUUCUAAAAAGAUAUCUAAUCGUGGAUAUGCCUACAAACGUGCUUAUAAGAAAGUGCAAGAUAUAUUAUAUCAGAAAAUGGGUAAUACAUACAAAAUAUAUCAUAGAGAUUGGUUAAGCUUUGAAGACUUUAAG